AUGACGCUGUCUUUCCUUUUCCUUGCGGACAAUGUGACUAUAUGUCUGCUUGCGAAAGGGUUAGAGCAUGGAAUUAAAGGCAUAGUAUAUCAGCAGCCACCCGUCGGCUUAGGGAAACACGUCAUGUGCGGUCAGAACGGGCUACGUCGACUGUCGGAUACACAGUGCUCUACGUCCUGGCCCUCGGCGCGACCACCAUGGUCACCAGCACUGAGGCUCCGGCAGCGGUGCCAAUCUCCUCAAUAUCGACUAUGCUUGCUGUAA
Messenger RNA from Purpureocillium lilacinum, 264 nucleotides. The record is from RefSeq and is a predicted model, not a curated record. Lineage: Eukaryota; Fungi; Ascomycota; Sordariomycetes; Hypocreales; Ophiocordycipitaceae.